AUGGCAGGCAAGGAAGCACAUGACAAAAGUGGACCGCUGUCCCAGAGCCCUGGCCCAGGCCUGAACAUGUGCUAUCAGCACCCUCAGCCCCCUGGCCACCUGGAAUGGGGCCGGCGCCACUCGGAGCCACGUGUCACCCUGCCAAGACCCCGGCUGGGGCUGACCCGCAGGGGCUCCGAGCCCACCUACCUGCCCUCUGUGGCUGUGGGUUGGGACUGGCCGGGGGCCUGCUGGGGUAUGGAGCCUGGCCUGGUGGGGUUGGCCGGCAAGGCGGAGGAGGUUGAUGGUAGUUCCUGGAAGUCCCCGUCACCAUCAUGUGAGUCAUCAGGGGCCCUGCAGGAGCCUCAGCCUAAGUCAGACCCUGUCCGGGAGCUCAUGGCCCCACUUCAGAGCCUGGGCCUGGAGCUGCAGCAGAGGGAGCAGGACAGUCGGGACGUCGUGUGUGGCAUCUGCAUGGACAAGGUGUGGGACAAGCCAGAGGCCGAGCGGAUCUUCGGCAUCCUACCCAACUGCACCCACGCCCACUGCCUGGGCUGCCUGCGCACCUGGCGGAAAAGCCAACAGAACUUCCCACUGGCUGUCAUCAAGGCCUGUCCCCAGUGCCGUGUCCAUUCCAGCUACAUCAUCCCCCACAAAUUCUGGGUGAGCGAGGGGGCUGAGAAGGAGCAACUCAUCAGGAACUUCAAGGCUCGGACCAGCCAGAUCCGAUGUCGGUUCUUCAUGCAGGGGAAUGGCCGCUGCCCCUUCAAGUCUGAUUGUAUUUAUCUGCACCAGCUACCGGAUAAAGCCCUGACCUCUGAUUCUCCCUGGACUGAGAGUAUGCAGCUGACCUCUGGGAGUGAGGUGGUACUGGGCCCAACAGGGUUCCAAGGGGGCACCGAGCAGGAGGACGAAGCAUUCUUCAUGGACUGUGCCCUGGCCAUGGCCUUCUGGGGUUCAGAACUCUUACUGGAUCGCAAUAAUUCUUACCUUGGCUUUCUGAAGCCACUGCUGCUGCGAUUGCCUCAGUUAUGCCAGAGGAACCUGAUGUCCCUGCUGAUGGCUGUUUGGCCGUCGCUGCCUGAAAGCGGACUGCUCUCUGUGCUGCAGAUUGCACAGCAAGACCAAAGCCCUGACCCUGACACCUGGCUCCGGGCCCUGGGGGAAUUGCUGCGAAGGGAUUUAGACGUUGGGGUAUCGACUGCGGGAGCAUCCCCAUUGUCUAAAAGCUGCCAGAGACAGCUCCGAGGCCUGUGUAGGCGGCUGGGCCAGGGAGGCAGGAGGCUGAAGUUGCUUCAGACUCCGGAUCCUGGAGAGGAAAAAGAGGAGGACAAGGAGGAUGAGGACCCCCAUUGGCCUGGGAAACGCAGAAAGGGGCCAGAGGAAGAGCCUGCCAGGCCUGAGGGGGAGAGGGCCCCCAAAAGGUUCCGAUAUUUAGAAAGGGAGGAAGAAGGUCACAAGGAGGAGAGACACGAACCUGAAUCUUUGGAAUCCCUGGCAGAUGGAGGAGGUACAUUGCCCAUUAAGAACCAGCCUGUCCAGGCUGAGCCCAGUGUGGCUGGUCAGAGUCUGGAGGAUGCCAAGGGCCUAGCUGAGAAUUUGGAGCUGCCCAAAGCUAUCCAGGACCAGGUUCCCAGGCUGCAGCAGCUGCUCAAGACCUUCGGGGAGGGCUUGGAGGGUGCCCCUCCAGUUGAGCUACAGCUUCUCCACGAAUGCAGUCCAAGCCAGAUGGAACUGCUGUGUGCCCAGCUGCAGCUCCUGCAGCUUUCGGACACAGCUCUCCUGCAGUUCUGCAGCUGGCUUCUGUCCCUUUCACCAGACCUUAGCCUCAGCAAUGCUACCAUUCUGACCAAGAGCCUCUUUCUAAGACGGAUUCUGUCCCUGACUUCCUCGGCCUCCCGCCUGCUCGUGACUGCCCUGACCUCCUUCUGUGCCAAGUAUGCUUAUCCUGUCUGCAGAACCCUUCUUGGCCCCGUGCUCCAGGCCCCAGGAACUGGUCCAGCUCAAACAGAGUUACUCUGCUGCCUUAUGAAGGACGAGGCCCUGGAGCCAGACACGCAGGUUCUAAUGCUGGGACAGAUCUUGGAGCUGCCCUGGAAAGAGAAGACGUUCCUGGUGUUGCAGUCACUCCUGGAACGGCAGGUGGAGAUGACCCCUGAGAAGUUCAGUGUGUUGAUGGAGAAGCUCUGUAAAGAGGGGCCAGCAGCUGCCACGUCCGUGGCCUAUGCCAAGCUCAUGCUGACAGUGAUGACCAAGUAUCAGGCCAAUAUCACUGAAAUCCAGAGGCUGGGCCUGGCCACAGUCCUAGAGCUCAACACCACUUUUCUGAGGAAGUCCCUGCAAGCCGCCCUGAGACGUCUGGCUCCCUGA
Puma concolor (puma) is the source of this 2349-nucleotide messenger RNA. Lineage: Eukaryota; Metazoa; Chordata; Mammalia; Carnivora; Felidae. The record is from RefSeq and is a predicted model, not a curated record.